AUGUUUUCUCGGGCAAGAAGAACACAACUGACCCAAUCGACCAGUGGCUCGCCCGUGCAGUUCUCCGCCAACCUGGUAGACUCCCUCCAGUCGAACACUGAGACCGACUCCUCGCGCGCCAAAUCCCUCGAACUGCAAAUCCAGGCCCGCGUGUCCCAAGAGCUCGAGCGUCUGCGCGAACGCGAGCAGCAGACCCUCGCCGAGAUCGAGAAGCGGCUGGCGGAGGUACGCGACAGCGCUACAACCCAGACGUAUGCCGCCCCGACAUCGCCCGCCAGCUAUCCGGCCGGAUCGCUGGAUUUGGAUGCGCCGCGCAUCCCGUUCGCCGGCCGCGAAUACACGCCCGCGCCGCCGGCGCAGACGCAGCCCGUCAACCGCAACCUGAGCCGCGAGACGGUCAACGCGGAGAUCGAGGAGCUGCGCGCGAAGCUGGAGGGACGGAAGAAGCUGGUCGAGCUGGAUGAGGGCGUCGCCAAAGCCAAGGCGGAUGUCGUCAGCUGUCUCCGGUUGAAUGACCGGCGGCCUCUGGACUGCUGGAAGGAGGUUGAGGGAUUCAAGCGGGAGGUUGCUAGACUUGAGGAGGCGUUUGUGGAUCGCAUCGUUGGUUAG
This is a messenger RNA of Aspergillus terreus NIH2624, 609 nucleotides long. Its product is annotated as Mic19 family protein. The transcript is spliced from 3 exons. NCBI's taxonomy places the organism in Eukaryota, Fungi, Ascomycota, Eurotiomycetes, Eurotiales, Aspergillaceae. The coding region runs from base 1 to 609 and encodes 202 amino acids. The record is from RefSeq and is a predicted model, not a curated record.